AUGGAACCCGAUGAUGGCGAAAAUAAACUUUUUCAACGGCCUAUACCAACAAGCGGAUCGCACACGAGGAAGCGGAUGUAAGGAUCUCGACGUGAUGAAAGUCGCGUUAACAGAAUUUAAAGAUAGAUUUCCGAACGGUUUUCAACAUGUCGAGGCGUGGGAGGUCGUUCGAAGACACGAGAAAUGGGCCCAAGUCCCAUUGUUGGGUGAGGAAGGUGAAGGUUCGGCACAUAAAAGAAAGCCCGUUGACGUGGACCCUUCGAUACCGGAUAUGAACGAAGACCCCUCGCCACAAAGACCACAACGGCGAGACAAGCGUCAAGCUACAUCGUCCGAGGGAAGCUCGGCCGAGUUGGCGGCACAAUUCAAAGAGUACACCGCCAUGAAAGAAGCAAAGCAAGCGAUAGAAUUGGAGGCGAUCGAAUUGAGAAAAAAAAGAGAGUCGGAGGCUCGCUAG
This is a messenger RNA of Helianthus annuus (common sunflower), 457 nucleotides long. RefSeq lists its product as uncharacterized. Lineage: Eukaryota; Viridiplantae; Streptophyta; Magnoliopsida; Asterales; Asteraceae. The record is from RefSeq and is a predicted model, not a curated record. Bases 11 to 457 code for a protein of 148 amino acids. The transcript has 2 exons.